Coregonus sp. 'balchen' is the source of this 21953-nucleotide messenger RNA. NCBI's taxonomy places the organism in Eukaryota, Metazoa, Chordata, Actinopteri, Salmoniformes, Salmonidae. The record is from the annotation of a GenBank genome assembly.
AAAGCACAAAGUCCUGCAAGGGGACAGUUGAAGUCUGGUGUACAACCAAACUUAUACUGUAGAUCUACAGAGACAUCAUGAGAGCCACUGCAGCCGUCCUACUGGUCCUCUGUCUCCUGGCCCUGAGUCAUGGUAAGUUACCAUCAUCUGAAGCAUGUUUGUUCAACUUGGAAUUGAUCAAGUUUGCUCCAUAAUUUCAUCCUCCUUUUCCUUGGUGUAUUCUACUGGAUUGUAAACUGUCAUGGUCAAAAUAUAUUGAUACAACAGUAGCCAAGAUGGGGAGAAGUAUGUCCAUAAUACAGUGCUGCUCUACCUUCUUAACAGCACUAUCAACAAGGCAGGUCCUACAGGCCCCAGUUUUGUCACACCUGGACUACUGUUCAGUCAUGUGGUCAGGUGCCACAAAAAAGGACUUAGGAAAAUUGCAAUUGGCUCAGAACAGGGCAGCACGGCUGGCCCUUGGCUGUACACAGAGAGCUAAUAUUAAUAGCAUGUCGAUCUCUCCUGGCUCAAAGUGGAGGAGAGUGACUUCAUCACUACUUGUGUUUAUGAGAGGUGUUGCCAUGUUGUGCACCGAGCUGUCUGUUUGAACUACUGGCGCACAGCUCGGUCACCCAUGCAUACCCCACAAGACAUGCCACCAGAGGUCUCAUCACAGUCCCCAAGUCCAGAACAGACUAUGGGAGGUGCACAGUACUACAUAGAGCCAUGACUACAUGGAACUCUAUUCCACAUCAAGUAACUGAUGCAAGUAGUAAAAUUAGAUUUAAAAAACAGAUAAGAAAACACCUUAUGGACUGUGAAGCAACACAAACAUAGGCGCAGACACAUGCAUACACACGAUAACAUACACACGUACACAUGGAUUUUUGUACUUUAGAUAUGUGGUGGAGUAGGGGCCUGAGGGCACAGUGUGUUGUGAAAUCUGUUAAUGUAAUGUUUUUAAAAUGCUGCCUUGGCAGGAACUAAUGGGGACCCAUAAUAAAUACAAAUACUCAUAUGUCUUUGUCUCCAUAGCAUGGGACUGUCAGGAGGUAGUAAACAUCAAGAAUCUGAUGCAGAUCGAUGCAGGACUGGGACAAGUGGUUGCAACGGACACAAGUCAAAUCCCCUACUACCUGGUAGGUGAUGAAUGGAUCCGCCUGCCUGGUUCCCUGAAGCAUAUCACUGUAGGACCAGCAGGGAUCUGGGGUGUCAACAAGGAAGACUCGAUCUACAAGUAUGUGGCCGGUAACUGGGUGCAAGCUGCAGGUAAGUAGAGGGCAUUGCUCAAUAUUUAUCCAGAGGACACCUACUUUCAGUGGUGGAAAAAGUACUCAAUUGUUAUACUUGAGUAAAAUUAAAGAUACCUUCAUAGAAAAUGACUCAAGUGGAAGUCACCCAGUAAAAUACUACUUGAGCAAAAGUCUAAAAGUAUUUGGUUUUAAAUAUACUUAAGUAUCAAAAGUAAAUGGAAUUGCUAAAAUGUACUGAAGUAUCAAAAGUAAAUGGAAUUGCUAAAAUGUACUGAAGUAUCAAAAGUAAAAGUAUAAACCAUUUCAAAAUCCUUAUAUUAAGCAAACCAGACGGCACAAUUUUCUAGUUUUAAAAAAAUUGACUGAUAGCCAGGGGCACACUCCAACACUCAGACAUAAUUUACAAAGGAAGAAUUUGUGUUGAGUGAGUCUGCCAGAUCAGAGGCAGUAGGGAUGACCAGGGAUGUUCUCUUGAUAAGCGUGUGAAUUGGACCAUUUUCCUGACAAAAUGUAACAAGUACUUUUGCGUGUCAGGGAACAUGUAUGGGGGGAAAAAAGUACAUUAUUUUCUUUAGGAAUGUAGUGAAGUAAAGGUAAACGUUUUCCUAAAUAGUAUAGUAACCCCCAAAAACUACUUAAGUACUUUACACCACUGCCUACUUAUCUUUCCUGAUACCAUCACGGUGUUGAAACACGAUUCAUUGUUUGCUUGUCCGUCGGUCUUCAGGCCUUCUGAAGCAGUUGGAUGCUGGAGGUAACCAGUUUAUGGUGGGGGUCAACAUGGACGAUACUCCAUUCUGUCUGACAAGUAGUGCCACAGUUGGCUACAAGGGUCCAGGCUCACCCACUUCAUGGACAAGAUUGCCAGGAGCUGUGAAGUACUACAGUUGUGGACCCUUUGGGUGCUGGGCAGUCAACAAGAAUGAUGAUAUCUUCUUAAUGAUUGUAAGAUCUGGGAAAGAGUGUGAGAGCUGUAGUAGAGUGUGGAGAGUCUGUUAUUUUAAAACCGUAGUAUUAUAACUGUAGAAAUUGUCCUAAAACCUUGUUUGUUUCCAGCUGAAUCAAGACUGCCAAAACAAGGGGUGGAGUCACAUUGACGGCAAGCUUUCCAUGAUUGAGGUGGCAACUGAUGGUAGUGUCUUUGGGGUCAACUCUUCGGGUGACGUUUUUACCAGGUAAGGUUGCUACUGAGCUAUAUGUAUAGUUCCACCCUUUUCUCCCUCAACAUUAUUAGCUUAAAAAUGACUUGUAAUAAUAAUCAAAUCUAAACUUGUAUAAUAGACUUAUGAAGGAAUGUGAAGACAGUGUAUGGUAAAAUAUGUAGAAGUUCGCUCUCCUUUAAAGCUCCAGUUUGGAUUUUUUUUUAAAACUAAAUGGCCACUUGUUUUAGUAAACAGAUGAGGGAUGGGACAGGAGAAAUGUAACCACUCAAGUUCAUAGAUGGAUCAAUAAAUGUAAGGACAGACGGAUGAGAACAAAAUAAUUUUUCAUUUAAACAUGUUUUGUAAAACAAUAGCAUUGUUUACAACCAAUUUAGUAAAAUAUUACAUGUUUUCUUCUGAUGCAGUUGUAUUAAGCGCAUGAGUCAUAAGUUAUAUUCUUCAACAAUCAAUGGCUAUAUACAAUUAAUAAAGUUCAACAAUAGUUUUUUUUCUUUUUGAAUGGAUGAGCUUUAAACAUGUGAACCCCACCUUCUUCAACACAGAGACGGCAUCACAGCCAGUAAACCAGAGGGCACUGGAUGGCGCAAAGUCCCAAUGUUCUUGCGGAUGAAGCAUGUGACCUACGACCUGGAACAUCUUUGGGUCGUCUCCAAGUCUGCCGUCACCAUGGUGUGCACACCUUAGCCUCUCCUCUGCAUCUGAAAACUAUUCGGCAUCUGACAAGUUCACUUGCUAACUCAUUGAUCUCUUUUUCUGGAAAAGCCUCCUGCUUGACAAUUGUGGACAUUAGUUCAUAACAAUCCUUCAUUCUAAAACGUAAUGCUUUAAACUAUACUCUUUCACUACUUUAUCUAAUAGUUCACUGACUGUAUUGACAUGUUUUCAAACACAAUUGACAAGUAACAGCAUUAUAAAAAUGUCUUGAUCAAUACUUCAAUAGAGCUUUGCCAUGAAUGCUAUUUGAUCGUAGGGGAAACUUGGGCGUGGUCAUGUUACUCACAAUCCACAUGGGUUUUGCUGGGCUUCAUAGGUCAUCAAUAGGGUUGAAUGUAAUCCUUGUCAUUGCUUAUUUUAUAUAUUAUAAUGAUUUAAUCAUUUCCAGCUAAAAUAAAGCAUUCAGUGUAAAACCCAUUUCUGUGAUUUUAUUUUUUUAUCAUAGCGAACAGGGAUUUCAGCUUGCUCUGCAAAGAUCAAGCUUCGCUGGGUAGAUCUGUUUUGUGAUUAUGGUUUUUGCCCUAGCACUACACAGCUGAUUCAAAUAUCCAAGCUUGAUGAGUUGGUUAUUUGAAUCAGCUGGGUGGGGGGGGAACGAAUCGUGCACCCCUUGGGGUCCCAAGGACUGAGUUUGGGAAAUGCUGCCAUAGGAAGUCCCACUGUUAGGAAUAGAGGUAGAUGUGGCUGGGCCACAGUUAAACAGUCCAUUUCCACUAUUCAUAUCACACCCCUAGGUAGCAGCAGUAACCAGGCCAGGUGCUUUGAGUGCCGACAGGGUUAAAGGCUCACAGGUGAGAGUGCUGGAUGGGGAGUCUAAGGAAGCUGGAGGAGGAUAUUGCGACUGCUUGAAUCUGAAAGUGCGGCAAGUGAAGUGUGUGUGAUAACGAACGGAAAAUAGUGAAAUCAAAGAAUGGAACAAAAUGAGUAAGUUGUAGAAGACAAGCACCGGUCCCAUAAUGCAUUUCUUAUUGGACUGCGGUUUUUAGACAAGGAGGUUCAUUUGGGAAAUCCAUUUGUUAUAUUGAGGAAAGCAGUGGGAAAGGUGGAUUCAAUGUGACUAGAAGCGACCUUGUUUUGGUUAAUUGUGUUGAACAGAAGCAUGCACUGGAUCUUGCAAAAUUGUUCACGUUAGAAGUAAUGUACUGAUCUUCGGAGCAGGGUGCCUGCCAAAGGAGUUAUAGCUGGAGUCUCAUUGGAUAUAGAUGAUGAGGACCUUUAGUCAGUAAAUCCCAGAAGUGUUCAGUGCAUGUCACCUGAACCGUAUGGUAAAUGGAAGGAAGGAGAAAAGCCUGUCGAUAUUAUUGUCGUUUGAGGAGACUCAACCUGAAUGUGAAGCUUGGCUGUAUGAGGUGAGCGCAUUUGUGUCCAAACCAUUACAGUGUGGCAAUUGUAAAGGAUAUGGUCACGUGUCAAAUGUUUGCAGACGGGACAAGUAUGAUAUUGAAGAAACUGUGAAUGGAAAAUGUGGUGGGGAUCAUACUCUGGAUUUCCUUGAGUGCCCUAUUAGGGUGAAGGAUGUCGAGGUGUCAAGGAUCAAGACUGAGCAGCGGAUCUCCUAUGUUGAGGCGGUGAAGAGAGUCGAAGAGGCAACAGUGAUGAAGAUAUGGCGGUGGAUGCAUUGCAACCAGUUGCUAGUGUUUUAAGUCAAUCGAUUGAUCUGGAUACAAUCAUUUAUAGCCACAGUGAUUAAUUGUACAGCACAAGUGUCUAAGAAGUCCAAGAAGCUGGAUAUAUCUGCAGCCAAUACGUUCUUGGGGCUCCAAGACUUCACAGCAGAAUCACUACAAGGACUAUUUUCACUAGGAAAUGUCCUGCCCUCACAGCAGGCUUUUGGGACCUGAUUAGAAAUAGUUUUUUUUAUAGGAAAGCAAGUUUACUUUUUUUUGUUAAUUUCUGUUUUGAUAGAUUGUAUGAUAUUUAAUUUAUUUUUACCCAACUGUUUUCCUUUUUGGGCCCUUAUUAUCCACCCGCACAGUAGGUGGCAUAAUGCACAUCUAAUCAUUGCCAACGCCAUUAUACCAUAGAAGAAGAGAUUGGGGGGGGGGGGGAUUGACAAUUUGAGACGCUGAUUGAGAGUAGCCUCUUAACUCAGCAGGGGUUUCCCACAUGCUUUUUAAUUCUUUUUGUUUUCAAAUUGUAUGUUAUUUGUCACCAUGAACAUCAUUAACCUGGUUGGGCUGGCUGACAACAGAACGUUGACCAAGCUCACCUUUGACCCCUGUAAGUACGCUGGCUCCCCUUGGGACAUACAGUGCUGCUUGAAAGUGUGUGAACCCUACAGGGCUGGUCAUUAUUUUGCUACAAAAUAAACAUAAAAUCCUUAUCUAAACCCCAAUUCAUAUUAAAGACAUUCCAGGUAAAUGACAGAAACAAAAAAAGGAUAUAUUUUCAUUGUUUAUUUAACAAGUGGUUUAUUUAAGAGAAACUCAGAUUUGAUGUCUGCAACAAUAUGUGAACCCCUUCAGUUAAUAGCUUGUGGCAGUGAUAACUUGGACUAAACGUCUCCUAUAGCCAGUAAUCAGUCUUUGACAUCUGAGGUUUGAGGUGUGUCUGGCAUGAACUGCCAGAUUCAGGUCCUGACACAGCAUCUCGAUUGGAUUUAGGUCAGGACUUUGACUUGGCCAAUCCCAAACACAGAUCUUCUUUCUCCUGAGCCAUUCUUUGGUAGAUUUGCUUGAAUGCUUUGGGUCGUUGUCUUGUUGGAAGACCCAUUUUCGGCCCAGCUUUAGCUCCUUGGCUGUUGGCCUGACGUUCUGUUCAAGAAUCUCCUGGUACACCUCAGAAUGGUUAUCUUAAUGAUGUGGAGUCGUCCAGGUCCAGAGUAGGAAAAGCAGCCCCAGAUCUUGACAUUCCCACCACCAUGCUUGACUGUUGGGAUAAGGUUAUUUUGGUGGUAGGCAGUGUUGGGUUUUCACCAAACAUAGCGGUGUUGAUUGUGACCAAAAAGGUCAAUUUUGGACUCAUCCGUCCAGAGAAUGGACUUCCAGAAACCUUUAGGUUUGUCCAGGUGGUCUCUGGAUGAUCAAUGGAAACAGGAUGCACCUGAGCUCAAUUUCGAGUGUCAUAGCAAAGGGUCUGAAUAUUUUUUAUUUUUAAUACAUUUGCAAAAAUGUCUAAAAACCUGUUGUCGCUUUGUCAUUAUGGGGUACUGUGUGUAAUUUGAUGAGGAAAUACAUUAAUGUAAUCAAUUUUAGAACAAGGCUGUAAUGUAACAAAAUGUGGAAAACGUCAAGGGGUCUGAAUUCUUUCCGAAUGCACUGUAAAUACCAAAUACUUCCAAGUUUACUACAGUGCAAUAUAAAAGUGGGAACAUUUCACAAUUAAGACAAGCACACAACUCAGAGUGAAGUUUAUUUAAUGAAAAAUCAAGCAGUAAUAAUUUGUAGCUCAAACCGUUCAGACAUUAGAGACGUUUUUGUGAGAAUAACCGUUUUCAGGAUCCGCCCUGGUCUCACAAACACUGCUCUAGCUCAGCCCCCGUUAAUCACACAGGCUAAUGGUUGGUUUUGGCGGAUGACAUUUUUUAAAACAUAACAAUCAAAAUACAUGAUUCCUCCACUAUGUGUAGGUGAAAAACUGACAGUAUAUGGCACUUCUGAGUGCAAAUAGCUAAUUAACAUUUUCGGGCAUGUGAUCAAAUCUUCGCGUAAGCAAAAAAAUACUCCUGACUUCCCCGAUGGCCAAGUGCCUUUCAGACUUUAAUGUAAAUUCCAAAUGUGCAUGUGUAUGAAGCACGUGACCUAUGGCCUGGGCUGUCUUUGGGUCGUCUAAAGGUCUGGCUUCACCAUGCAGUGCUCACAUGAAUCUUAAUAAUAGUAAUGAAUAAUAAUUUAUUGAGCUUAUUUGGCGCUUUCAUGACAAAAUAGAAUCUCAAAGUGCUUGAAAAGCAAAAAAACAACAAACAGAAACAACAAAUGAUAAAACAUUAUAAUAAUAAUAUGCCAUUUAGCAGACGCUUUUAUCCAAAGCGACUUACAGUCACACGUGCAUACAUUUUUGUGUAUGGGUGGUCCCGGGGAUCGAACAAACAAACCUUAGCGUUACAAGCGCCGUGCUUUACCAGCUGAGCUGCAGAGGACCACAUUACCCUCUCCUGUACAGCUGUCUGAGGGGAUGUAAUGCUAGUUUUAACGCUGAUCUAAGAUCAUAUUUUACAAAGUCAAGUUUAUCUUUUGAGUCUCACAGCCAUUUGCCACUGAGAAAUUGAGACAAAGAGCUCACAUGUUGUUACAGUGACCAGACGUUUUAUUUGUGAGACUAUUUUAUUCUAAAAUGUAUUUCUGUAUUUAGUCCUUUCAUGGUAAUGCUUUCUUUCAGCACUUUAUCUAUGUUAAUAUUCUCAUUCCUUGAUUCACACCAUGUCAACGAUAGCGCCUCCUAGAGGCUAUUUGAUCAUUGUGUAAAAACUUUGGGUUGUCUCCAGGUCUGGCUUCACCAUGCAGUGCACACUUUCAUAAUAAUUAAUAAUGGGCACCAAUGUCGAUAUGAGCAAGGCAUGUCGUAAUAUCGAUUUAUCCUCACUGUUAACCUACACUAAUAUGUAAAAUAGCCUGGUCAUGUUGCUCACAAUGCACAUUGGUUUUGUUAUUUUUCAGUGAACGCAAUCCUUGUCAUAGCUCAUCAUCUCUGAUAUUACAUCAUGAUCAUAGCCCGAUCAACAAUGUUUUAAAACGUUUUUUUAACAGUGCUGUGUGAACUUAAAUAUUGAAAUGUGCCUUUGCAACACAAAUAGCUGAGUUGAUUACACAACAGAGUAUAGUUUGCUGACACCCACAACUUCAGAAUUCUCUGUUGGCUUAAAAUACAUGUCUCAUUAACAUAUUUCCCAGUGUGCUAUCACUCAAACAACAACCAACCCUGGUCACUGAUGAUGUCCUACGUAGGGUCGUAAUUCGUUGAAGUUAAAUAAAAAACAAACAGAUUUUGUUUCCUUCCCCGUUUCGGCAGCCUGCCUGAAUCUCCAUCCGACACGCUGUCUUCUAACCAGUGAUGUUAAAAUCUUUCCAGUUUCCGCAUACAACCUGAUUUCCCCCCCAAUCGAUAUGAGUGAUCAAAACUACAGCGUUUUUGGCUCAUAUGCAGUUCAUAACGUGUUAGUAAAAAAAAAUACAAGUAAUCUGAUUACUAUUGUUGCACAGAGAUGGUACAUUUUAGGUUUUCAAUGAUUAUUGAUUUGGACAGUUCAAAACUGUGUUUUGACAUUGGGCUAUUUAUCCAAAGUUUUUGAUAACAGGAAGCAGCGACAGCAUAAUUUUUGACUUAUUUUUUAGGAAUAUAAAUGGAAUUUCCAAAAACAUGCUGUGUCCAAAAACAUGCUGUGAUUGUCACGACUUCGGCCGAGGCUGCCUCCCCUCCUUGUUCGGGCAGGCUUCGGCGUUUGUCCUCACCGGCUUACUAACCACUGCCGCCCCAAUCAUCAUCACAAUUGUCUUGUCUUGUCAAUCACACACACCUGGUUCCUAUCCCCUAAUUAGUCUGUGUAUAAGUGUUCCCUCUGCCCCCUUGUCAUUGUGGGUGAUUGUUAUUUGUUAGAGCAGUGGAGCUACUUGUAACAUAUUGUUGCCAGGGUAGAUUUUUCCCCUGUGCCUAUUGGUUCGAAAGCAGGUCCGGGUCCAGCCUCCCAUCAACUCGUCAUUGAACAGGUGGAACAGGAAGCCAUCAUUGCUUUCAAAGCUGUGUGCAGGGCUAUAAAAGCACAAAGUCCUGCAAGGGGACAGUUGAAGUCUGGUGUACAACCAAACAUAUACUGUAGAUCUACAGAACACAUCAUGAGAGCAACUGCAGCCGUCCUACUGGUCCUCUGUCUCCUGGCCCUGAGUCAUGGUAAGUUACCAUCAUCUGAAGCAUGUUUGUUCAACUUGGAAUUGAUCAAGUUUGCUCCAUAAUUUCAUCCUCCUUUUCCUUGGUGUAUUCUACUGGAUUGUAAACUGUCAUGGUCAAAACAUAUUGAUACAACAGUAGCCAAGAUGGGGAGAAGUAUGUCCAUAAUACAGCGCUGCUCUACCUUCUUAACAGCACUAUCAACAAGGCAGGUCCUACAGGCCCCAGUUUUGUCACACCUGGACUACUGUUCAGUCAUGUGGUCAGGUGCCACAAAAAAGGACUUAGGAAAAUUGCAAUUGGCUCAGAACAGGGCAGCACGGCUGGCCCUUGGAUGUACACAGAGAGCUAAUAUUAAUAGCAUGUCGAUCUCUCCUGGCUCAAAGUGGAGGAGAGAUUGACUUCAUCACUACUUGUGUUUAUGAGAGGUGUUGACAUGUUGUGCACCGAGCUGUCUGUUUGAACUACUGGCGCACAGCUCGGUCACCCAUGCAUACCCCACAAGACAUGCCACCAGAGGUCUCAUCACAGUCCCCAAGUCCAGAACAGACUAUGGGAGGUGCACAGUACUACAUAGAGCCAUGACUACAUGGAACUCUAUUCCACAUCAAGUAACUGAUGCAAGUAGUAAAAUUAGAUUUAAAAAACAGAUAAGAAAACACCUUAUGGACUGUGAAGCAACACAAACAUAGGCGCAGACACAUGCAUACACACGAUAACAUACACAUGGAUUUUUGUACUUUAGAUAUGUGGUGGAGUAGGGGCCUGAGGGCACAGUGUGUUGUGAAAUCUGUUAAUGUAUUGUAAUGUUUUUUAAAUUGUAUCACUGCCUUAAUUUUGCUGGACCCCAGGAAGAGUAGCUGCUGCCUUGGCAGGAACUAAUGGGGACCCAUAAUAAAUACAAAUACUCAUAUGUCUUUGUCUCCAUAGCAUGGGACUGUCAGGAGGUAGUAAACAUCAAGAAUCUGAUGCAGAUCGAUGCAGGACUGGGACAAGUGGUUGCAACGGACACAAGUCAAAUCCCCUACUACCUGGUAGGUGAUGAAUGGAUCCGCCUGCCUGGUUCCCUGAAGCAUAUCACUGUAGGACCAGCAGGGAUCUGGGGUGUCAACAAGGAAGACUCGAUCUACAAGUAUGUGGCCGGUAACUGGGUGCAAGCUGCAGGUAAGUAGAGGGCAUUGCUCAAUAUUUAUCCAGAGGACACCUACUUUCAGUGGUGGAAAAAGUACUCAAUUGUCAUACUUGAGUAAAAUUUAAAGAUACCUUAAUAGAAAAUGACUCAAGUAAAAGUGGAAGUCACCCAGUAAAAUACUACUUGAGCAAAAGUCUAAAAGUAUUUGGUUUUAAAUGUACUUAAGUAUCAAAAGUAAAAGUAUAAACCAUUUCAAAUUCCUUAUAUUAAGCAAACCAGACGGCACAAUUUUCUAGUUUUUUUUUAAAUUGACUGAUAGCCAGGGGCACACUCCAACACUCAGACAUAAUUUACAAAGGAAGCAUUUGUGUUGAGUGAGUCCGCCAGAUCAGAGGCAGUAGGGAUGACCAGGGAUGUUCUCUUGAUAAGCGUGUGAAUUGGACCAUUUUCCUGACAAAAUGUAACAAGUACUUUUGGGUGUCAGGGAAAAUGUAUGGGGGGGAAAAAAGUACAUUAUUUUCUUUAGGAAUGUAGUGAAGUAAAGGUAAACGUUUUCCUAAAUAGUAUAGUAACCCCCAAAAACUACUUAAGUACUUUACACCACUGCCUACUUAUCUUUCCUGAUACCAUCACGGUGUUGAAACACAAUUCAUUGUUUGCUUGUCCGUCGGUCUUCAGGCCUUCUGAAGCAGUUGGAUGCUGGAGGUAACCAGUUUAUGGUGGGGGUCAACAUGGACGAUACUCCAUUCUGUCUGACAAGUAGUGCCACAGUUGGCUACAAGGGUCCAGGCUCACCCACUUCAUGGACAAGAUUGCCAGGAGCUGUGAAGUACUACAGUUGUGGACCCUUUGGGUGCUGGGCAGUCAACAAGAAUGAUGAUAUCUUCUUAAUGAUUGUAAGAUCUGGGAAAGAGUGUGAGAGCUGUAGUAGAGUGUGGAGAGUCUGUUAUUUUACAACUGUAGUAUUAUAACUGUAGAAAUUGUCCUAAAACCUUGUUUGUUUCCAGCUGAAUCAAGACUGCCAAAACAACGAUUGGAGUCACAUUGAUGGCAAGCUUUCCAUGAUUGAGGUGGCAACUGAUGGUAGUGUCUUUGGGGUCAACUCUUCGGGUGACGUUUUUACCAGGUAAGGUUGCUACUGAGCUAUAUGUAUAGUUCCACCCUUUUCUCCCUCAACAUUAUUAACUUAAAAAUGACUUGUAAUAAUAAUCAAAUCUAAACUUGUAUAAUAGACUUAUGAAGGAAUGUGAAGACAGUGUAUGGUAAAAUAUGUAGAAGUUCGCUCUCCUUUAAAGCUCCAGUUUGGAUUUUUUUUAAAACUAAAUGGCCACUUGUUUUAGUAAACAGAUGAGGGAUGGGACAGGAGAAAUGUAACCACUCAAGUUCAUAGAUGGAUCAAUAGAUGUAAGGACAGACCGAUGAGAACAAAAUAAUUUUUCAUUUAAACAUGUUUUGUAAAACAAUAGCAUUGUUUACAACCAAUUUAGUAAAAUAUUACAUGUUUUCUUCUGAUGCAGUUGUAUUAAGCGCAUGAGUCAUUUAUAAGUUAUAUUCUUCAACAAUCAAUGGCUAUAUACAAUUAAUAAAGUUCAACAAUUGUUCUUUUUUUUCUUUUUGAAUGGAUGAGCUUUAAACAUGUGAACCCCACCUUCUUCAACACAGAGACGGCAUCACAGCCAGUAAACCAGAGGGCACUGGAUGGCGCAAAGUCCCAAUGUUCUUGCGGAUGAAGCAUGUGACCUACGACCUGGAACAUCUUUGGGUCGUCUCCAAGUCUGCCGUCACCAUGGUGUGCACACCUUAGCCUCUCCUCUGCAUCUGAAAACUAUUCGGCAUCUGACAAGUUCACUUGCUAACUCAUUGAUAUCUUUUUCUGGAAAAGCCUCCUGCUUGACAAUUGUGGACAUUAGUUCAUAACAAUCCUUCAUUCUAAAACGUAAUGCUUUAAACUAUACUCUUUCACUACUUUAUCUAAUAGUUCACUGACUGUAUUGACAUGUUUUCAAAGACAAUUGACAAGUAACAGCAUUAUAAAAAUGUCUUGAUCAACACUUCAAUAGAGCUUUGCCAUGAAUGCUAUUUGAUCGUAGGGGAAACUUGGGCGUGGUCAUGUUACUCACAAUCCACAUGGGUUUUGCUGGGCUUCAUAGGUCAUCAAUAGGGUUGGAUGUAAUCCUUGUCAUUGCUUAUUUUAUAUAUUAUAAUGAUUUAAUCAUUUCCAGCUAAAAUAAAGCAUUCAGUGUAAAACCCAUUUCUGUGUUUAAAUUUUUUUUUUUAUCAUAGUGAACAGGGGGUUUUCAGCUUGCUCUGCAAAGAUCAAGCUUCGCUGGGUAGAUCUGUUUUGUGAUUAUGGUUUUUGCCCUAGCACUACACAGCUGAUUCAAAUAUCCAAGCUUGAUGAGUUGGUUAUUUGAAUCAGCUGUGUGGGGGGGGGGGGGGGAACGAAUCGUGCACCCCUUGGGGUCCCAAGGACUGAGUUUGGGAAAUGCUGCCAUAGGAAGUCCCACUGUUAGGAAUAGAGGUAGAUGUGGCUGGGCCACAGUUAAACAGUCCAUUUCCACUAUUCAUAUCACACCCCUAGGUAGCAGCAGUAACCAGGCCAGGUGCUUUGAGUGCCGACAGGGUUAAAGGCUCACAGGUGAGAGUGCUGGAUGGGGAGUCUAAGGAAGCUGGAGGAGGAUAUUGCGACUGCUUGAAUCUGAAAGUGCGGCAAGUGAAGUGUGUGUGAUAACGAACGGAAAAUAGUGAAAUCAAAGAAUGGAACAAAAUGAGUAAGUUGUAGAAGACAAGCACCGGUCCCAUAAUGCAUUUCUUAUUGGACUGCGGUUUUUAGACAAGGAGGUUCAUUUGGGAAAUCCAUUUGUUAUAUUGAGGAAAGCAGUGGGAAAGGUGGAUUCAAUGUGACUAGAAGCGGCCUUGUUUUGGUUAAUUGUGUUGAACAGAAGCAUGCACUGGAUCUUGCAAAAUUGUUCACGUUAGAAGUAAUGUACUGAUCUUCGGAGCAGGGUGCCUGCCAAAGGAGUUAUAGCUGGAGUCUCAUUGGAUAUAGAUGAUGAGGACCUUUAGUCAGUAAAUCCCAGAAGUGUUCAGUGCAUGUCACCUGAACCGUAUGGUAAAUGGAAGGAAGGAGAAAAGCCUGUCGAUAUUAUUGUUGUUUGAGGAGACUCAACCUGAAUGUGAAGCUUGGCUGUAUGAGGUGAGCGCAUUUGUGUCCAAACCAUUACAGUGUGGGAAUUGUAAAGGAUAUGUCAAAUGUUUGCAGACGGGACAAGUAUGAUAUUGAAGAAAAUGUGGUGGGGAUCAUACUCUGGAUUUCCUUGAGUGCCCUAUUAGGGUGAAGGAGGUCGAGGUGUCAAGGAUCAAGACUGAGCAGCGGAUCUCCUAUGUUGAGGCGGUGAAGAGAGUCGAAGAGGCAACAGUGAUGAAGAUAUGGCGGUGGAUACAUUGCAACCAGUUGCUAGUGUUUUAAGUCAAUCGAUUGAUCUGGAUACAAUAAUGUAUAGCCACAGUGAUUAAUUGUACAGCACAAGUGUCUAAGAAGUCCAAGAAGCUGGAUAUAUCUGCAGCCAAUACGUUCUUGGGGCUCCAAGACUUCACGGCAGAAUCACUACAAGGACUAUUUUCACUAGGAAAUGUCCUGCCCUCACAGCAGGCUUUUGAGCCUGUGUUGGGACCUGAUUAGAAAUAGUUUUUUUAAUAGAAAAGCAAGUUUACUUUUUUUUGUUAAUUUCUGUUUUGAUAGAUUGUAUGAUAUUUAAUUUAUUUUUACCCAACUGUUUUCCUUUUUGGGCCCUUAUUAUCCACCCGCACAGUAGGUGGCAUAAUGCACAUCUAAUCAUUGCCAACGCCAUUAUACCAUAGAAGAAGAGAUUGGGGGGGGGGGGAUUGACAAUUUGAGACGCUGAUUGAGAGUAGCCUCUUAACUCAGCAGGGGUUUCCCACAUGCUUUUUAAUUCUUUUUGUUUUCAAAUUGUAUGUUAUUUGUCACCAUGAACAUCAUUAACCUGGUUGGGCUGGCUGACAACAGAACGUUGACCAAGCUCACCUUUGACCCCUGUAAGUACGCUGGCUCCCCUUGGGACAUACAGUGCUGCUUGAAAGUAUGUGAACCCUACAGGGCUGGUCAUUAUUUUGCUACAAAAUAAACAUAAAAUCCUUAUCUAAACCCCAAUUCAUAUUAAAGACAUUCCAGGUAAAUGACAGAAACAAAAAAAGGAUAUAUUUUCAUUGUUUAUUUAACAAGUGGUUUAUUUAAGAGAAACUCAGAUUUGAUGUCUGCAACAAUAUGUGAACCCCUUCAGUUAAUAGCUUGUGGCAGUGAUAACUUGGACUAAACGUCUCCUAUAGCCAGUAAUCAGUCUUUGACAUCUGAGGUUUGAGGUGUGUCUGGCAUGAACUGCCAGAUUCAGGUCCUGACACAGCAUCUCGAUUGGAUUUAGGUCAGGACUUUGACUUGGCCAAUCCCAAACACAGAUCUUCUUUCUCCUGAGCCAUUCUUUGGUAGAUUUGCUUGAAUGCUUUGGGUCGUUGUCUUGUUGGAAGACCCAUUUUCGGCCCAGCUUUAGCUCCUUGGCUGAUGGCCUGACGUUCUGUUCAAGAAUCUCCUGUUAUAUCUCAGAAUGGUUAUCUUAAUGAUGUGGAGUCGUCCAGGUCCAGAGUAGGAAAAGCAGCCCCAGAUCUUGACAUUCCCACCACCAUGCUUGACUGUUGGGAUAAGGUUAUUUUUGGGUUUUCACCAAACAUAGCGGUGUUGAUUGUGACCAGAAAGGUCAAUUUUGGACUCAUCCGUCCAGAGAAUGGACUUCCAGAAACCUUUAGGUUUGUCCAGGUGGUCUCUGGCAAAGUUAAAACGGGCAGUUUGCAUUCAAAAAAGAACCAGAGGCUUCUUCCAAGCAACCCUCCCAUGAAUGGCAUUUUGAUUCAGUGUUCUUAUUGUUGAAGCAUGCACAGUUACCAGAGAUGCAGCAAGGGAGGUCUGCAAAUCUCUAGAUGUUAUGUUUGGAUUGGCUUUUACCUGAUUUAGUAUUGUACUUGUGGCUCUUGGGGAUAUUUUGGAAGGGCGUUCACUUCUAGGCCGAGUUGCUGUCAUGUUAAAUGCUCUUCAUUUGUAAAUGAUUUGCCUCACAGUGGACUGAUGGAGCUCAAAAUAUGAUUUUAUAGCCUUCCCCAGACUGAUGUGCUCUCACUACCCUCGUCCUGAUGUCCUCUGAGAUCUCCUUUCCUCUCGGCAUGGUGUGCUUUGCAUUCACCUGGAUGUGUAACACCAAACUGAUAUCAGAGUCCCACCCAAACUCUUUCCUAUUUACCAACCUGAUUCUACUUACCUACCUUACAUUUUAGUCAUUUAGCAGACGCUCUUAUCCAGAGCGACUUACAGUUAGUGAGUGCAUACAUUUUCUUUUUUCAUACCUACUUGAUUUAAACAAUGCAACUUGGGGUUCACUUAUUUUUGCACCUGCACUAAUUCCUUUUUAAUUUAGUUUUUCUACUACACAAAUUAUUUCCUCUACACCAACCUAUGGUAUUGGUAAAUAUAAACCUGCUAUGUCAGAUCAAAAAGACUGGUUCUGAUUAAAUGUUUAAUUUUCAUGGUAAAAACUGAAAAAAUCUGUAAUUGCACAAGGGGUUCACAUACAUUCAAGCAGUACUGUAUACAUAAAUCACCCGGUUUGCUUAACUCAACAUUUCACAUAAAAUUUCAACAGACUGGUUAAUUUGUCCUAGUUUCUCUAGAUUAAGAUAGAAUAGGAGCUGGUGUAGGUUGACUACUUGCAAGCCAUUAUCAGUCUUCUGUAGUCAUGGGCACACACCAUCUAGGACCCUCAAACUCACCUCUGGAUCUCAAAGCCAGUUCCACUGCGUUUUUUCAUUGUUGCCCUCUAAUCAGGGACUGAUUUUGACCUGGGACACCAGGUGGGUGCAAUUAAUGAUCAGGUAGAACAGAAAACCAGCAGGCUCCGGACCUCGUAGAGUAAGAGUUAAAUAUCCCAGAUCUAGGAUUUAUAACUGUGAUAUAUCCAUUUGGCAUGACAGGUUGAUGUUUAUUGUGAUGAAUCUUGUCCUGGAGGCAGAGCGGUUUCCGCUGGAUGGGUCAGCUGCAAAGUCAAAAUUGGCUACUAUCGUAAACAUUCAUAAAAAUAAAAAAUAUGCUUUUUGGUCUUAAGGUUAGGGUUAGGCAUAAGGUUAGUGUGGUUAACGUUAGGAUUAGGUUUAGAUUUUAUGACGUUGUGGCUGUGCCAGCUAGUGACCACCCUGCAGAGCUGCCUCCAGUACAAGAGCCAUCCCAAUAAAUGCCAACCUGAGUUGACGAGACAGUUAUUCCACUAAAUCAGGGGUGUCAAACUCAUUCCAUGGAUGGGCCGGUGUCUGCUGGAUUUUCCUUUCAAUUAAGCCCUAGACAACCAGGUGACCUUAAUUCAUCAAUCAAGUACAAGGGAGGAGCGAAAACCAGCAGACACUCUGCCCUCCGUGGAAUGAGUUUGACAUGUGCACUAAAUGAUCAUGCCAAGCUGCAUGCUGAAAUCGUAGUGAAAACCAACAGAAGAGACAGGAAGGUUUGAUAAUGCAGGAAAGUGAAGUUCUCUGUCGAGUCCCCAACAACCGGAUGUUCUGGUUUUCAGGGGAAAUGGAAAGAGCCUGUGAUGAGACUGUUGUUUUUGGAGGUUAACAAGGUGACACCUACCGUAGCAGGUAUAAACGAAAUGCCUGAAACUACUAUAGAUCCCCUACAUCAAGGGUGUCAAACUCAUUCCACGGAGGGCAGUGUGUCUGCAGAUUUUUGCCCCUCCCUUGUACUUGAUUGAUGAAUUAAGGUCACUGAUUAGUAAGGAACUCCCCUCACCUGGUUGUCUAGGUCUUAACUGAAAGUAAAAACAAAAAAACCCACAGACACUCGGCCGUCCAUGGAAUGAGUUUGACACCCUUGAUGUAGGGGAUCUAUACUGCCCUACCAAGCAAUAAGCAGUAACCGCUCAUAGAGUGAAACUGAGAAGAAUUACUUCAAAGUUGUUUUAUUGUCCAGCCAAAUGAAUUGUAGGCAGAUCAUUGGAGAUGUGGUUAUCUGUUGUCUUACUAUGAGGUAAUUUUUUAUUCAUAUUGACCCUGACCUCUGACAUGACCUUUGAUCCUAGACGGCAGUUACUGCCUUCUUGCUUGGUACACCCACUGGAAUACGUUUCCAUUACGAUUUAAAAAAAAUACAAACUUGUGUUAGUAUAUUUACUUGUAUGUGGCUGUCAGUGUCAUACAGUUUGAUACUUGUAUCAGCGAAGAACAAUAAAUAAUACCCAUGUUUAGCGUAGACACCGCAGCACAAAGUUCAGUGAAACCAAGGGAAAAGGCAGGAACUGACGUGAGUGAUGACAAUUACUGCCUUUUUCCUUGGUUUCACUUGAACUUUUUUGCAGUUACUGCAAACAUGACCCCCCCAUUUUCUCCAUAACACAACACAAUGGAGGCAGGAUAUUUGUCCACAUGAUAAAGCAUGUAUUUAAUGUAUAACAAAUGCAGUGGUGUAAAGUACUUAAGUAAAAAUACUUUUAAGUACUACUUAAGUAGUUUUUUUGGGUAUCUGUACUUUACUUCACUAUUUAUAUUUUUGACAACUUUUACUUUUACUCCACUACAUUCCUAAAUAAAAUUAUGUACUUUUUACUCCAUACAUUUUACCUGACACCUAAAAGUACUUGUUACAUUUAGAAUGCUCAAGGACAGAAUUAUGGCACCUAACAAUAUAACGCUUUGUCAUCCCUACUGCCUCUGAUCUGGCGGACUCACGAAACACAAAUACCUUGUUUGUAAAUUAUGUUUGAGUGUGCCCAUGUCUGUCCGUGUCACAAAUUCAGCCGAGGCUGCCCCUCCUCCUUGCUCGGGCAGGCUUCAGCGUUCGUCGUCACUGGAGUAAUAGCUACUACCGAUCCAUGUGUCUAUGUUCGACUUGUUUUGUCUUCAUUGGUCACAUUUGGAAUGCCGACUGCAAGCCAGGCCUAUUCGCCCAACAUUAGUGCCCGACCUCACUAAUGGUCUUGUGGCAGAAUGGAAGCAAGUCUCUGCAGCAAUGUUCCAACAUCUAGUGGAAAGCCUUCCCAGAAGAGUGGAGGCUGUUACAGCAGCAAAGGGGGGACCAACUCUAUAUUAAUGCCCAUGAUUUUGUAAUGAUAUGUUCGAUCAUGUGUCCACAUACUUUUGGUCAUGUAGUGUAAGUGUUUAAAGAAUAUAACAUUUACAUUUACAUUUUAGUCAUUUAGCAGACGCUCUUAUCCAGAGCGACUUACAGAAGCAAUUAGGGUUAAGUGCCUUGCUCAAGGGCACAUCGACAGAUUUUUCACCUAGUUGGCUCGGGGAUUAGAACCAGCGACCUUUCGGUUACUGGCACAACGCUCUUACCCACUAAGCUACCUGCCGCCCUAUAACAAAUGAAACAAAAAAUGACUUAUGUUAUAAAAAUGAAAAUAAAGUUGUCCUCCAUUGAGGGGGGAUGGUAGCGGUAUAAAAUGUGUUACACUCAGUCUGGUACAGUGUAAACAUUAUAUCGGUCCUCCUAUAACACUUUGGUGCUUAGCAACCUUAUCAAACAGCUCUACAAUUAUGCCACCUGCCAAGUACAGUAGGUGAGAAAAAUACGCUUUUUGAGAGAAAUAAGCUUUUUGUGCGUAUGGAACAUUUCUGGGAUCUUUUAUUUCAGCUCAUAAAACACGGGACCAACACUUUACACGUUGCAUUUAUAUUUUUGCUCAGUAUAUAUUAUUAUUAUUGUGUGUCUGUGUGUGGGAGAGGGUGGGGUUAUGUCCUCCUCACGUUAACUUUUCCUUGGAACAGGAUGUUUGUCAAAUAUAAAUAGCUCAUUCAUAAUUAUUUUAUGAGGGUUGAAAGCUGUUUGCAGGGCUACUGUAUAUAAGGGGAAAAGUCUGUGUUCAACCAAACUGCAACCAAACGUAUACCGUCGCUCUACAGAGACAUCAUGAGAGCCACUGCAGCCGUUCUACUGGUCCUCUGUCUCCUGGCCAUCAGUCAUGGUAAGUUACCAUCAUCUGAAAAAUUAUUUUACAGGCAGCUCUACACUAAACUUGGAAUUGAUCAUCAAGUUGGCUCCAUAAUUUCAUCCUCCUUUUUGCUGGUGUACUCUACUUGUCUUUCAUCUGGUGUCUCCAUAGCAUGGGACUGUCAGCCUGUAGUGGAUAUAUAUCAUCUGAUGCAGUUCGAUGCAGGACUGGGGCAAGUGGUUGCAACGAACACAAGUCAAAUCCCCUACUACCUGGUAGGUGAUAAAUGGAUCCGCCUGCCUGGUUCCCUGAAGCAUAUCACUGUGGGACCAGCAGGGAUCUGGGGUAUCAACAGCGGAAACAUCAUCUACAAGUAUGUGGCCGGUAACUGGGAGCAAUAUGCAAGUAAGUGGAGAGCAUUACUCAAUUAUGAAUCCAGAGGACACCUACUUCUUAGCUUUCCUGAUACCAUCAGGGUAAAUUAUUCACGUUCAACAUUAUGUCAUUGUACUGUAAGUCAUUUGGCAGUACUCACAUAUGCGUAGUCCUUGUUUGCUUGUCUGUCUCUGUGGUCUUCAGUCAGUGUGAAGCAGGUGGAUGCUGGGGGUGACGAGUUUAUUGUGGGGGCCACUAUUGACGAUACUCCAUUCUGUGUGACAAGUAGUACCAUAGUUGGCAUCAUGGGACAAGACUCACGCUAUCAUGGGACAAGAUUGCCAGGAAGUGUGAAGUACCUCAGUUGUGGACCCUUUGGGUGCUGGGCAGUCAACAAGAAUGAUGAAAUCUAUUUAAUGAGUGUAAGAUCUGGGAAAGAGUGUGAGAUCUGGAGUAGAGUGGUAGAGUAUGGAGAGUGUCAGUUAUUUUAAAACUGUUUCAUAUUAUAACUGUUAAAAUUGUCUUAAAACCCUGAUUGACUAUGUUUGUUUUCAGAAUGUGAACAAAGACACCUGUCAAAACAAGGGGUGGAGUCACAUUGACGGCAAGCUUUCCAUGAUUGAGGUGGCAACUGAUGGUAGUGUCUUUGGGGUCAACUCUGAAGGACAAGUUUUUACCAGGUAAGGUUGCUACUUGUAUGGUUCCAUCCUUUCCCCCCUCAACAUUAGUAACUUUAAAAUGACUUAAUUGACUUAAGUAAUUAGAACUUAUAAUAAUAAUGAUAUAUCUUUAUGAAUAACUCUGACCCUUACUGUACAUGCUUGUGAAGCGAUUUCUACCUAAAUUAAAACAGACGCAUAAAUAAAAUCUGUAAAAUAUAAUCAGAUCUAAACUUAUAAGACUUAUAAAGAAAUGUGUGAACAGUUUAUGGUACAUUUUGAAAAGGUUGGAUAUCCUUUAAAGCUACAGUUUGGGAUUCAAAAUAACAACUACACGGUCACCCCACCGCUUGUUUUGGUAAACAGCUGAUGUCACGCCCUGGCUCGGGGGACUCUUAAAUGUUGAGCCAGGGUGUGGAAUUUCUGUUACAUUUUCUAUGUUUUCGUUCUAGAUCGUUUAGAUCUAUGUUGGCCAGGGUGGUUCCCAAUCAGAGGCAGCUGCAGCUCGUUGUCUCUGAUUGGGGGCAUACUUAGGCAGCCUGUUUUCACUAGUUUAUUGUGGGAUCUUGUUCCGUUUGGUUUGGUGUGUAUAACCUAGGACUUCACGUAUCGUUUGGGUUGUUGUUUUGUUUCGUGUGCAGUACGGUAAAUAAAAUGUACACUUAUCACGCUGCGCCUUGGUCCGAGUCUUCCUGUAACGAUCGUGACAGCUGAGAUAUGUAGCUAGAGAAAUGUAACCACUCUCGAAUUCAUAGAUGGCGCCAAUAAUGCAAGAACAGAUCAUCCAUGAUUAAAAAAACAUACAUUGUUCAUUGAAAUAACAUUGUUUACAAACAAUUGUGUAAAGCUUAUAUUUUGGCUUCUGAUGCGAAUGUUUUAAGCUCAAGAGUCCUACAUUAUAUUGUUCAAUAAUCAAUAGCUAUAUAUAAUUAAUAAAGUCUGAAGAUGUAUGUACUUAAAAAACUAUGUAUAAGCUUUAAAUGCGAACUCCACCCAUUUCUUUAACACAGAGACGGCAUCACAGCCAGUAAACCAGAGGGCACUGGAUGGAGCAUUGUCCCAAUGUACAUGCCAAUGACGCACGUGACCUACGACCUGGGCCGUCUUUGGGUCGUCUCCACGUCUGGCUUCACCAUGGUGUGCACACGUUAGCCUCUCCUCUGCAUCUGAAGACCGUUCAGGAUCUAACAGGUUCAGUUGCUAACUCAUUGAUCUCUCUUUCUGGAACAGCCUUCUGCUUGACAAUUAUCAACAUUAGUUCAUAACAAUCCUUCAUUCUAAAACCUAUUGCUCUAACUAUAUUUUUUCAGUUUUUUAUCUCUAUCGAUAGUAAUCACUGAUCUUAAUUACAUUUUAAAGAAUUUAUCAAUGAUGUUUUCUCACACAAAAUUGACAAGCAACAGCUAUAUAAAAGUGUAUUAUUUUCUUAAUCAAUCCUUGAUUAACACUUCAAUAGAGCUUUGCCAUAGCUGCUAUUUAAUGGUAGUGUAAACUUGGGCACGGUCAUGUUGCUCACAAUCCACAUGGGUUUUGCUGUGCUUCAGAGGUCAUCAAUAGGGUUGGUUGGAAUCCUUGUCUCAUUAUAUAAUCAUUUCCCGCAGAUAAAGCAUUCAGUUUGAAACUAAUUUCAGUGUUUUUUAAAUCAUAUUGAACAGGGGGAUUUAAGGUUGCCCUGCAAAGAUCCAGUGAAACUUGAGAGAUCUGUUUUGUGAAUCUUCUUACUAUGAAUGUUAGAUAAGAUGAAAGCACUACAGUGUUCAUGAACUGGUAAACCUUUAGUUCCCUGAUGCAUAGUUUCAUUGACAGGUGCCCUAUUGUUGUAGUCUCACAGGUACAUAUUUGUUAUGUUGAUUUAAAUAAAGCCUUUGACAACA